AUGGUGGUGAUGGAAGAAGAACAAGUGGAGAAAGAAAGGCCAGUUAUAUUCAGAGAUAUAAGGCGAUAUUAUUGUGAUUACUGUGGUAUUUGUAGAUCGAAGAAGUCUCUCAUCACUUCCCAUGUCCUCACCCGUCACAAGGAGGAGAUGGACAAACAAAGAGUUGAUGGGGAUGAGGGAAAGGAGGAAGUAAAAUCCAACACUUGCGAAAAACGUGGUGCUAGUUUUAAAAAGCCUGCAUAUUUGAUUCAACACAUGCAAAGUCAUUCUCUUGAGCUCAAAUAUCAGGCUGGGAGACCUCCUGAGAAGCUCCAUCAAGCGAGCCUCAAUCACGCUCCUGUUGAAGUUGAGAGGCCAUUUGCAUGCUCGGUUGAUGACUGCCAUGCCAGCUAUAGAAGAAAAGAUCACUUAACUCGCCACCUUCUCCUGCAUGAAGGGAAACUUUUAAAGUGUCAAAUUGAGAAUUGCAAUUGCAAAUUUGUUUACCCAAGCAAUAUGAAAAGGCAUGUUAGAGAGCUUCAUGAUGAGAGUUCUCCUUCCUAUAGUGGUGAAGGUGAGAAGCAGUAUAUAUGCCAGGAAACGCGAUGUGGGAAGGUAUUCAGAUAUCCAUCAAAGCUGCGAACACAUGAGGAUUCUCAUGUGAACCUGGAGUUCGUGAAGGCAAUGCGUCUAGAACCAGGCUGUUGUGACAUGAGAUUCUCAUACAAGCAUGUAAGAGAUAACCAUGAAAAGUCUUCUUUGUAUGUCUAUACUCCUAAAAUGAAUUGGCAUUCUGAAAUUGGAUUGCUUUUGGAUGAGGGUGAUUUUGAGGAGUCUGACCGGCAGUUCAAGUCAAAGCCAAGAGGUGGAAGGAAGAGGAAAUUCCCAACUGUUGAAAUGUUGAUACGCAAGAGAGUAACUCUACCAACUAAAUUGGAUUAG
Molecule: messenger RNA, 921 nt
Organism: Dovyalis caffra
Lineage: Eukaryota; Viridiplantae; Streptophyta; Magnoliopsida; Malpighiales; Salicaceae
Source: the annotation of a GenBank genome assembly